Molecule: messenger RNA, 314 nt
Organism: Cylicostephanus goldi
Lineage: Eukaryota; Metazoa; Nematoda; Chromadorea; Rhabditida; Strongylidae
Source: the annotation of a GenBank genome assembly
AUGUGUUGCAUAAGGAAUCUUCCAGAUCGGGACGAACACAUAAACAUUCUUUGGGAAAAUAUCCUUCCUGGAAUGAAAUCACAAUUUGACAAAAUUUCGGCUGCUCUGCAGGAUACCCAAGGUGAAAAAUACGAUUAUCGAUCCAUUAUGCAUUACGACUCAACCGCAUUCUCUCGAAAUGGGCGAAACACCAUCGAAACAGUGGAAGAAGGAUACACGGACGUCAUAGGCAGUGCUACUGAUUUAUCGCAACUUGAUAUUGUCAAAGUAGGUUCACUUCAAUCAAUAUCGCCUUCACAAUCGAUUCGCUAACC